Cladophialophora yegresii CBS 114405 is the source of this 1941-nucleotide messenger RNA. RefSeq lists its product as uncharacterized. The coding region runs from base 1 to 1941 and encodes 646 amino acids. Gene Ontology annotation, molecular function: protein binding. The record is from RefSeq and is a predicted model, not a curated record. Lineage: Eukaryota; Fungi; Ascomycota; Eurotiomycetes; Chaetothyriales; Herpotrichiellaceae. The transcript has 2 exons.
AUGGCUAGCAGUUCAGCAACAACGCAGGCCCGCUGGCGGCAAGCACCUCACGGCAAAGGAUAUGGGUUCUUCGCGUCUCGCGACUUCAAUGCUGGUGAAGAGAUCUUCCUUGAGCCUGGCUUCGGCGUCGUCCCAGAGUCACCACAAGACUUCAGUCCACCAUUCCCCGGUCCAGAUCGCGUGGGAGACGUGACCUUCGCCGCCAUCUGCUUGCACAUCACCGAAGAGAUGUGUCGACUGUACCACUUAAUGGCCGAGCCUGAACUUUCGCGGGGGAAUCUAGGCUGCACCGUCCAAGAGGCUGAAUUCCUCUUGACUCGCCCCGGCCAAACACCUCUCUAUGAUCGCAUCGUGGUGGCCACCAGGCAAAUGCGGAGCCUUGACACCACAAUCCGCAAGAGCAUAGUCCGGAUGGCUGUGAGAUUCUUCUCUGACGCGGGCGAGUACAAAGUGCAUACGGGCGACGUUGAAGACAACAGCAGCGGAUUCGGAUUCAUGACGGGCUCCAUGAAACAUUCUUGUCAGCCCAAUGCUGAGCUGCACGUGCCGUGCGACACGAAGCAACCAGAUACAUUUAAAAAGGUCGGCUGGUACCGCAUGCAGACUCCUCGCUUGGCAAUGCUGCUCCAGGCCACCAGACGCAUCAAGGGUGGUGAAGAGAUCACCAUCUCAUACGAUCGUGUGAAUGACCAUUUCCCGGAGAGUCGAGAAUCUCGUCUCGAGGACAUCAAGAGGACGUAUGGCUUCAAUUGUCGCUGCGACGCCUGCAUUUGUGAGGAAAACGACUCUCUGAUCAUGCGGUUGAAGGAUGAUGUCUUGAGAUUGCUGAAAGACUUUGAAGACUUUGAGGAGAUCCCGGCGCCCAAGAUGUACCGUCGAGCUGCGUACAUCCUGGACGGACUCGCCGAACUUGGAGUGGACGAUUGCACCGUCACAGCAGUCUGGGAUAUGUGCGCCGAAAGAGCCUGGUCGUGCUGUGACAUGAUCCGAGCACACUGGUUUGCCACGAAGGCGUUGGAACAUGGACAAAGGAUGUAUGGUGGACCGGCAACUAAGCGACCGGAGACGCUUCGGGCAUACGUGAUGCUGGGGCAAUCCAGGAACAACGAGGGUCUCGGCAACCCCGACAUCCAAGGCUAUUCCGCUGUCCCAACAGAUGGGUAUGACGUGCAACAAGCAGAUCUGGAAAAACUGAUGUUCGCCUUGAAGCACACCAACGCCGAGAUGUACUACCCCUGCCUGCAACUGGUCGAUGGCAGAGUUCAAGAGAUCAGCAGAGACGCAAACAGGAGACGACUGGCCAAGAUCCAGGCUGAGCGAGAGAAGCGACGAGAGGAAAUCAGAGCUGGCAAAACCGCCGAGCAGGAAGAAGAGAAGCUGUACAACAAGACUGUCGAGGAAGUCAUGUCGAUGCUGGAAGAGUCACCUGCGGGACGCAGCAGGAAGAAGAGGCAGAAGCAGAGGGUAAGGAGGAAUAGGGAUACGAAGGCCGCUAAAGUGGCACGGGAAGGCACCACGACGUCCACGGCGAGCACCUCAAAAGUGGCUCUGGGGAAAUGCCUAGGGCCAAUUCCUCCCUUUCACUCACGAUUUACUGCCAAAGGUGGUGAUCCGGAAGGCGUUUCCAAGCAAGAAUGGCAUGCAAACGCCUUGAACAUGGACGCUGUCCGCGUCAACAAGGCACGCGAUAUUGGGCAUCUCCUGGCGGCCAAGGAUGGCUACGCCAUCAAAAAUGAGAGCUACGUCCUCAGCACUCGUCGGGAUUCGGUGUGCGUUCGUGUCGAAGGCCGGCGCGAGCUGGUGGGAUUGGGAGCCGUGGCGUUGCGAAGGGCGAGGACACAUUCGUUUGGGAAUGAUCAGGGCCGUUGGGACAUGCUGAAGAUGGCGGACGUGCGAGAGAGCAAUGGGUUCUGGUGCCCUGUAGCCGGGUAUUCGGUGUGA